AUGUCGUCCGUUUUGGCUAUUAUUGCAAUCUCCGUCGUCGUCCUAUUUAUAACUGUUAGUAAUGGACCUGUUGUUGGGGCUGCAACCAUUGGGCAAUCAAUACAGCCAGUUGUUCAACCAAAGGCUUUGUUAACUGUUGGACAAUGUCUGACUGCUUGUCGAACGAGUGUUACAGCUAUGGAAGUAUUCUGUCGUCUGGUACCACAUCCGGCUACACGUGCAGCAUGUUGGGCUAUCACAUACUAUGCCGAGGAAGCUUUACCGGUAUUUGCGGAGUUAACAGAUUUAAGUCAUUUUGUAGAAGAAGAAAUUUUAUUUUAUUUUGGUAAAGUUUUUGUAGUGCGCAGUGUUACUACUCAUAGUGCUGAAGAAGAAUAUUGGAAUGAUGUUACAGCUUUAUGGCAUAUUCAAUUAGAAACAACCGAUAAAGGUGUAAAAUUAGUUCGUGAUAAUAUUGAAUUAAACCGCUUAGAAUCAGCUGAAUCAAACAAUAUAGUUUUAUUUGGUCAACUUUUAUCUAACAUGGAAUUAUAUUAUCAUUCAAAAAGACAUUUUGAAUAUUUAUUGAACAAUUAUUCCGAAAGCUAUCUAAAUGCACUAAAUAUUCGUAAAGAAACUAUUUUAUUUCAUAUUGAUCGUUCACAUGAUUUACGUGGACGACUUUCAGAAGCAUAUAGCUAUUAUAAACAAACAUUAGAUAUACAAAUGAAUACUCAACCAUUAUUGAAUCGAAAAGAUAUUGCUCGAACUUUAAAUAAUAUUGGUAGCAUUUAUCAUAGUCGAAAUAUGUUUAAAUAA
Messenger RNA from Didymodactylos carnosus, 798 nucleotides. The record is from the annotation of a GenBank genome assembly. NCBI's taxonomy places the organism in Eukaryota, Metazoa, Rotifera, Eurotatoria, Philodinida, Philodinidae.